AUGAAGUCAGGGAUCGUUCUUUCGUGGAUACGGACAGAAUUUGCACACUCCGGACCGACACUUGUCUUGGUAAACAGUCAAAACAUUCCGAUCAAGUGGAAAACAUUUCUUUACUGCUUCCAAGUUCAGCCAGUUUGGACGCCGAUUGAAAUCUUCUUCUGUGACGUUAAGACAAAAAUCCAAUCAGCAAUUUAUUUUUCAUCUCACGUUGUGGCUUUGGAUGAAGUAAAUGAUAAAAUGAAUCGACAAAUUGAUGAUGAUGAUAAGAGUGAAGAUGAUGACGUGAUCAAUGAACACCGUCUUGUCAAUAACAGCAAUAGUGGUGAUGGCCGAUCGCUAGAGUCUAGAAAUAAUCCGUUAUUAUGGAUUGGAUCUUCGGAGAAGCAAUUUUAUCGAGCUGAAAAUGCAAAUCAAGAGGAUAGCAUGAAAGCUAAGUUGAAUGCUUGCUAUCGAGAUGCUGUUGUUCAGGGGCUGAGUAAUAUUAACAAGAAACUGCGAAGUACGACCGAUGAUGAUGAAUUAAAGAGAAUAUUAGAAGCUGCUAGGACCAUUUUAACAACACCACUUAGAUUACAAAGGGAUUAUGUUAACAGCGCUGAAUUGCAACUAUUGGCUGCUGAAAUUUUACGAAUGAUUGCUGUUGAAAAAGGAAUAUCUGUGGCUACAUUUGAUGAAGAUGACGAAGACUUCAGAUACAGCAUUGAUUUAUACUCUAAAGGAUUUGCGUCAUUAAUCGGAGAUAUUAUUAAAAUCGAUGAGCCGGUUGCAUUACUGAGAGCAGCAACUGCAGCAAUUAAAAUUCAUUUAUCCAAUAGCGAUUUAUAUAUUGUACCUUAUGUAAAGUUUCAGAAGCUGAUGCCAAAACUCUUGCAACUAAUGCAGCUAGAUGACAUUGAGAUCCUAGCCAAUGUGUGUUAUUCUGUCAUUCAGUUACUGAAUCGUGAUGAUUACCAAAUUAUUUUAGAGGAAAUCACGAGAUCCGAGGCGAAAUUAGUCUCACGCCUUUUUUCGCUUCUCAGUAGUAGUUCGGCGAUAGUUUUGAUUCCUACUAUGAAUUUAUUAAUUAAGUUAGUUAACGUCAGGACUAACAUUUCUGGUAAACAACUAGCUCAGGUGGCUACGGUGAUGGUUGAGAGCUUUCGCUGGUGGGAUCGGGAGACUUUUUUGAAUAUGCUGGAUGAAGAGAUUUUGGUCCCUAUUUUAAGAAAUUUUUGCCAUUUUGUAAAGUUGCUAGAAUAUGGUGUGGUUGAAGUUGGAUGUAAUUUGCUAUUAUCACCGAAUAGAGAGCAUCGUGCUGGAAAAGAAAAGAUGGAAUAUGCAGCUCAAGUUAGGAUAAAAUCAAUGAAAGGUGCGCUCUAUAAACUCAAAGAACUGCGAGCUCCCAGUAGCUUUAUAACCCGAGAAGUUACAGCAGACAUCUUGAAGAAGCUCAAAAUAGAUUUAUGA
Messenger RNA from Trichoplax adhaerens, 1446 nucleotides. RefSeq lists its product as uncharacterized. NCBI's taxonomy places the organism in Eukaryota, Metazoa, Placozoa, Uniplacotomia, Trichoplacea, Trichoplacidae. The record is from RefSeq and is a predicted model, not a curated record. Bases 1 to 1446 code for a protein of 481 amino acids. The transcript has 15 exons.